CUGGAUGUCCGCCGCCAUGAUUGUUAGUGGCAGUGAAGCCUGAGUGAGGAGGAGGAGCAGCUGCGGAGGCUCGGUCAGCGGGAGUCCGGCUCAGAGUGCGUGUUGUCCGGGGAGAGUCAUGGUCCAGACGUGCUCAGCCUACGGAUGUAAGAACCGUUACCACAAAGACAAAGAUGUCUCCUUCCACAAGUUUCCUCUGGCGCGUCCAGAUGUUUGUGGGAAGUGGGUGGCAGCGAUGAGGAGGAACAACUUUAAGCCGACGAAGUACAGCAACAUCUGCUCACAGCAUUUCACCGAAGACUGCUUCAAGAGAGAGUGCAACAACCGAGUGUUGAAGGAGAACGCCGUGCCGUCACUUUUCACCUUCAGCCUCAGCAUCAAGUCGGAGUCUCUGGACACUCCGUUCCCCUCAGAGAUCCACUUCCCUCUCUCUCUGCCGCUGACCUCUGACCCGGUGGAGGAGGAGGACCCUGAGCCUGGGAGGAGCCUGCCCGACACGAUGGUGGUGUCCUGCGACCACAACUACACGGCGGAGGACUCUGUGAGGCAGAAGAGGCGCAUCGAGCAGCUGGAGGAUCAGCUGGAGCGUCUGAGGAAGAAGCUGAAGACGACGCAGCAGAAGUGUCGGCGGCAGGAGCGACAGCUGAAGAGGCUGAAGGCCGUCUGCAAGGUGCCCAGGGCCGCGCGGGAGGCGCCCGCAGCGUUUGGCGAGGGAUACGUGAUUUUACCCAAACAAAUGUACCAGACACUCCGAGGUAUCGAGUGAUGAGGAGACGAGUAAAAAUCAGAUGAAACAUUAGAUUGUGCUGCAGGUUCAGUCUCGGGACUGUGAGCAGACACAAGCUGCUGAGCAGGAAUCUGGAGGAGUCGAUGGUUUAGGAACAACGACGCAGGAGCUGGAUAAAACAAACUCUUACUCUUCUUCUCUUUGCAGAGAAAAUGACAUUAAAUGAGCAGCUCAAUGUUUUGGAUGAAUAUCGACACUGGUGCAGUGACUCCAGGAAUCACAGACUGUCAAUGAAGAUGGACGACAAGACAGCUCCCAAAAGUGAAGCCAAAGUAUUACGAUCGCCCCCUGGUGUCUGGCUGCAGUAUAGCUCAUAACCCUCCUCCAUGUUAGCAGAUGGGACAUGAACCAAACU
Messenger RNA from Hippoglossus stenolepis (Pacific halibut), 1142 nucleotides. It is a transcript of the gene thap1, whose product is annotated as THAP domain containing, apoptosis associated protein 1. The transcript is spliced from 3 exons. The record is from RefSeq and is a predicted model, not a curated record. Bases 119 to 766 code for a protein of 215 amino acids. Lineage: Eukaryota; Metazoa; Chordata; Actinopteri; Pleuronectiformes; Pleuronectidae.